Anopheles stephensi (Asian malaria mosquito) is the source of this 1842-nucleotide messenger RNA. RefSeq names its product enolase (gene Eno). The record is from RefSeq and is a predicted model, not a curated record. Lineage: Eukaryota; Metazoa; Arthropoda; Insecta; Diptera; Culicidae. The transcript has 3 exons. Gene Ontology annotation, cellular component: phosphopyruvate hydratase complex. Bases 249 to 1550 code for a protein of 433 amino acids. Gene Ontology annotation, molecular function: phosphopyruvate hydratase activity; magnesium ion binding. Gene Ontology annotation, biological process: glycolytic process.
UGUGGGCCAAGUAGGGUGAGAGGUUCAGGGCCUAGCCUCAAAGUGAUCUAAAAUGUCUGGUGGGUUGUGCAACCCGGUUGUGGUCCGCCUUCACGCCUGCGUACAACAUUCCAAUUCCUGUGAAUUUUCAUCAACUCGGCACGAUCCGCGUACUCAUUCCACAUCAAACGGUGCAGUGAAAACGGUGCUCGAUCUCUUGUGCUCCAUUCAUAUCGUCUUUGCCCAAAGUAAAAGAAAAGCAAUCCAAGAUGCCGUUCAAGAGUAUUAAGGCACGCCAGAUCUUCGACUCGCGCGGUAACCCCACCGUCGAGGUUGACCUGGUGACCGAUCUCGGUCUGUUCCGUGCUGCCGUCCCGUCCGGAGCCUCCACCGGUGUCCACGAGGCGCUGGAGCUGCGCGACAACGAGAAGGCCAACUGGCAUGGCAAGGGUGUCCUGAAGGCGGUUGAGAACAUCAACAAGACCAUCGCCCCGGCUGUGUUGGCUUCCAACCUUUGCGUUACGCAGCAGAAGGAGCUCGACGAGCUGAUGCUGAAGCUUGACGGAACUGAGAACAAGUCGAAGCUCGGUGCCAACGCUAUUCUGGGCGUUUCGCUGGCCAUCUGCAAGGCCGGCGCCGCCAAGAAGGGUGUCCCGCUGUACAAACACAUUGCCGAUCUGGCCGGCAAUGCCAACAUCAUCCUGCCGGUGCCGGCGUUCAACGUCAUCAACGGUGGUAGCCACGCCGGCAACAAGCUGGCCAUGCAGGAGUUCAUGAUCCUGCCGACCGGUGCGUCGUCCUUUACCGAGGCGAUGAAGAUCGGUAGCGAGGUGUACCACCAUCUGAAGAACGUGAUCAAGGCCAAGUUCGGUCUGGACGCGACCGCCGUCGGUGAUGAGGGUGGUUUCGCGCCCAACAUCCUUGAGAACAAGGAAGCGCUGAACCUGAUCCAGGACGCCAUUGCCAAGGCCGGCUACACGGGCAAGGUCGAAAUCGGUAUGGACGUCGCUGCGUCCGAGUUCCACAAGGAGGGCAAGUACGAUCUGGACUUCAAGAACCCGAAAUCGGACCCGAGCGCCUGGUUGGCUCCCGACGCGCUGGAGCAGCUGUACCAGGGCUUCAUCAAGGACUUCCCGAUCGUCAGUAUUGAGGAUCCCUUCGACCAGGAUCAUUGGGAUGCGUGGAGCAAGAUCACUGCCAACACCACGAUCCAGAUCGUCGGUGAUGAUUUGACCGUUACCAACCCGAAGCGCAUUGCUACCGCGGUCGAGAAGAAGGCUUGCAACUGUUUGCUGCUGAAGGUCAACCAGAUCGGUUCGGUGACGGAAUCGAUCAAUGCGCAUCUGCUGGCAAAGAAGAACGGUUGGGGCACCAUGGUUUCGCAUCGUUCCGGUGAGACCGAGGAUACGUUCAUUGCCGAUCUGGUGGUGGGAUUGAGCACCGGUCAGAUCAAGACCGGCGCACCGUGCCGAUCGGAGCGUUUGGCUAAGUACAACCAAAUUCUGCGCAUCGAGGAGGAGCUCGGUGCCGGCGCGAAGUACGCCGGAAAGAGCUUCCGUAAACCGCAGUAAGGAAGCGGGGGUUCCCUCCCGUCCUUCAAGCCGGUUCCACUCGCUGGUGGCGAACAUGAUCAAGACCCACUAAUAUAGGCUCUGAACGCCCACAGCACCUCAUUCAACCCCCUAACCUCGAUAUAUUUAUCGUCAUGAAGCUCUAAUUGCGCCACAAGCAGCAUACAUUGUAAGGCUUAAACUUAUUGAAUGUUAAUAAUUGUUAAAUGAAAGUGUGACAGCCACGUUUGUCAAUGCAUUACUGAAAGUACAUGAUCCAUUCGAUAAUACACGGAAAGCAUGGUAGGAAUAA